UGUGAUCGUCCACCUGGUCCGUGUGGAAGCAGCUGCAGCUCCUCACUGAACUCUGAGCAUCUGACUGACUGAACACCUGCGAACAUUUUCUACUAAAACUAAAACCGUCCCGCCUCCUCCGACCCUCCUGGAAAAGUGUUUUUCACCUCUGGAUGUUUGUGGCCUGAGGAUGGAGAAGUACGAGAAGAUCGGGAAGAUCGGAGAGGGCUCCUACGGCGUCGUCUUCAAGUGCAGGAACAAAGACACGGGGCAGAUCGUCGCCAUCAAGAAGUUUGUGGAGUCCGAGGACGACCCCAUCAUCAAGAAGAUCGCACUGAGGGAGAUCAGGAUGCUCAAGCAACUGAAACACGCCAACUUGGUGAAUCUGAUCGAGGUAUUUCGGCGUAAACGAAAGCUUCACCUGGUGUUCGAGUACUGCGACCACACGGUCCUCAACGAGCUGGACCGACAUCCCAGAGGGUGCGUGCGUCUCCUCAAUAACAGCAAGCAAAACUGAAUUUAUAAAGCACAUUUCAUUCCAGGUGAAAGCACACAAACUCUAUGUGGACAGUGUAAAGAUCAAAUAAUAGACAUGAGUGAACACAAUUGAAACACACACAUAAA
Molecule: messenger RNA, 603 nt
Organism: Plectropomus leopardus (leopard coralgrouper)
Lineage: Eukaryota; Metazoa; Chordata; Actinopteri; Perciformes; Serranidae
Source: RefSeq, a predicted model, not a curated record